This is a messenger RNA of Myripristis murdjan (pinecone soldierfish), 4833 nucleotides long. It is a transcript of the gene clspn, whose product is annotated as claspin. NCBI's taxonomy places the organism in Eukaryota, Metazoa, Chordata, Actinopteri, Holocentriformes, Holocentridae. The transcript is spliced from 24 exons. Bases 219 to 4292 code for a protein of 1357 amino acids. The record is from RefSeq and is a predicted model, not a curated record. Gene Ontology annotation, molecular function: anaphase-promoting complex binding. Gene Ontology annotation, biological process: mitotic DNA replication checkpoint signaling; mitotic G2 DNA damage checkpoint signaling; activation of protein kinase activity.
GCGCGAAAGCUCAAAAAAAUUCUAUUCGGAGUGCAGAACAGGCGGGAGGAAGGUGGAACCGACCGGCCAACUAUCAUCUAAAUGCGAUUUAAAACAUCAAAGUAGCAUUGCCAUACGGACAUUUACGUUUGUUCGUCUGGUGUGGGUGCCGAGGUUUGAUGAAACGCCGUUUUCUCGGUUUUUCCUGAAAAAACGGAGUAAACAAUCCGGCCGAAACGAUGAGUCUGGUUCUCUCUCAACAACAGGCUGAGGGUCUCCCAGCGGGGAUCCAGACAGCAGCCGAGAGUGAUUCAGACAGCGGAAUGGGCUCUCCAGCAGAGGAGAUGGUGACCGAGUCAACCAACACUAGAGAAGAGUCUCCAGACUCCGACGAGGAUGAGAACAUCACAGUCCACAGGAAACCUCGCCGCAAGGCCCUCAGCGACAGCGAGGACGAGCAGGAAGUUGCUGACAGCAGUGUAGAUAUGGCUGAAGCACUUGUCCUGUCUGCAUCCAGUGGAGAGGAGAUGGAAACUAGAGAUGCAGAAGAGGAUGAGGAGAAAAAGAAGGGAACACAAAAGAGCAAGAGAAUAGCUCUUGCUCCCAUUGACAGUGAGGAGAGUGACGUUGAGCCAGAGGAGGAUGGAAAAGUUAGAGAGCAGCAGCAGGAAGAGGCGAGGAAAGAAGUAAAGCCAAUGAAGGAGGGGAAGAAGAGAGACAAGAGCCAGAGGCAUCGUGAGAAAAAAGAGAGGCGGAGCAAAGCAGUGGAGAAACUGAAGAAGAAAGAGAGGUUUUCUGAAACGGACGAGAGCACACCUCCACCUCAGGCUCUGAAUGACAGCGGCUGCCUGUUAGGCGACACUGACCUGUUUGACGCAGGUCUGGAUGAUGAAGACGAGGAGGAAGAGUCUCUGGAUGCCAUCCGAGCUGCUGUCACACAGAAGGUCAAAAAGCAUAAGGAGACUCUUCUGAAUGAGGAGGAGGGAGAUGAAGAUGAAGAGGUGUCAAAGAAACCUCAGCGUGCGGAAAGGAAAGCUGCACGUGCCAGCAAAGAGGCCAUGAAGCAGCUUCACAGUGAGUCUCAGAGGCUGAUCAGAGAGUCGACCCAUGGCUUGCCCUACCACGUCCCUGAGCCAAAGACCAUAGACCAGUUUUUUAAGAAGAGAGUCAGGCCAGAGGGUCCAGCCAUGGCUUUGCUGAAAUCUGCUAAAUAUUCAGCCAUUAUACUGGAGGCCACACCAGCUCCUCCUCCACCUCCUGCCAACCCGCCCACUGAGCCCCCAGUACCCCAGCAGCCAUCCGCACAGCAAGACUCUUCUCCUUCUCUGGAUCUGUCAUCCACCCACAUCCAGACUCUACCUCAGCCCGCCGCUACCUCAUCCCCACAGCAGGAGAGCCUCAGCCAGGCCAGAGAACAGCCUGAAACCCUGGAUCCCAACCAGGAAUCGGGCCCGAUGCUCUACCUGUCCGAGAGCCUCCAGGACUCGAUGACGGUAGACGGUGCCGAAGUCAAAGCUGCUUCCAGCCCUGAGGAAGAAAUCUCUGCUGCUCCGGUUGAGCAAAGCCAGACUGUGGCCUUGCCUGAUUCUCAAGCCCAGAGGGUAGAAGCUGGAGCUGGGCCUUCGGAUCCGCCUGUAGCUCCUCAGUCUGAGGAUCCUGAUCCAGCUGGUGUGGAGCCUGUAGCGCAAGGCCCCGCCAAGCCCAAGAAGGACAAACUGGCCCGACUGAGAGAGCUGGGGCUGGAGCCUCCACCUGUCGCCAAACUGUGUGCUGAUGAUGGAUCCUUCGUUCACCUGGAGCCCCCACAGCCCAACCUUGGUGUGGAGGCCCUGAAGGAGCGCUUCCUCCGCCACGUCCAGCCCCUGUUGCGUCCCCAAGGAGAGCGCACGAUGCAGCUCACCAUCGUUUGUAAAGACAGUGCCCCCUCUGGACAGGAAGAGUUGCACACUGAGUCUGUUACUGUCACUGUUAAAGAGGGAGAGGAGCAGCUUGUGGUCACCAAACCUGGAGAGAAGCUGCUAACUCUGAAGCAGCGUCUGCAGCAAGCCAUGGCCCUGCGGAGACAGGAGGAGAGGGCACGCAAGGCCGCCCUGCAUCGCCUUGACAAUGAAGACUGUGAGGAAGAGGAGGAGGAAGAGAUGACAGAUGAGUCUGAGGGAGAGGAGGGUGUAGAGGACUUACUGGGAGGUGAGGAAGAGGAGGAGCAGCAUGAAGACGAGGCAGAGGAAGAGGAGGGAAGCGCUGUGGCCCAGACUAUCAGGAGCCCGUCUCCUGUGGCGCUGAACGGACCCUCCCCUCUGCCUGACCUCCUCAACACAGACGGCACACUCAUGCUGUUUGCUGGAAACUCCUGCUCUCGCACCGGUGAUGGUGUAAGAAGGGCGGGUCCCUUGGGGCAGGACAGCAGUAGUAAGAUGGAAGAGGAUGACUCUCUUUCUCUGGCAAAGGACAACAGCCACAACAGCAGCUUUGAACUGGCGGGCUCCAUGAUCACCUCCUACCAGCCUGUCAAUCACCAGCGCUCCACAGGAAGGGGCGCAUUAAACUCUUCCAUGUUCCGCUCCCCUUCUCCCUGCUUCUUCAGGCCCAGCUUCCACGGCUCUGCUUCUAAGAGCUCUGGCAAACUGUCCGAGCCCUCCCUGUCUCUGCCUGUUGAGGACUCCCAGGACCUUUACGGCCCUUCUUCUCCCGGCACUGACUCGGGGCCCCUAGUUGGGGCGGCUCCUGGCCCUGGCCUGGGAGGAGACUCCCAAGGUCAUUUCUCCCUGGAAGAUGACACCCAUUCCCAGUUGCUUGAUGCGGACGGCUUCCUGAACGUGGGGCCCCGUCCCGGUGCACCUCAGUCUCACAAGAGGCAGUUGAUCCUGGACAGUCUAGAUGAGAAUGCAAUGGACGCCAACAUGGGGGAGCUGUUAGGGCUGUGUUCGGGUGUUUUUGGGACGGCAGAAAGGGCCUCUGGGAAGGCCGGACGCCUUGGAGCAACACAGGAGGAUGAGCUGCUUGGGUUGUGUUCAGGGGCAUUCCCGACAACACAGGCUGGAGAGGAGCAGACAGAAACGGAAGACAAGAAGGAGGAAGGACAGGAGGAAGACACUAAAAUGGAUGAGCUGCUGGGCCUGUGUUCAGGCAAAUUCCCAAGUCCAGAUGUGUCUCCUUUGCGGCCAAUUUCAAGUCCUGCUCACAUGGCCUCGACCGGACAAGACAGUAAGAAGAAGCCUGAAGAGGAAGCGGAAGAGGAGGAGGAGGACUGUGAGUUCCGACUUCUAUCAGACGUGGAAAGUGAACAGGAGGACGACAAUGAAGAUGGAGAGGAGGAUGAGGCAGGUGACGCUGAGGAAGAGGACGACAAUGAGGUGGAAGAAGAGGAGAUGCAGCCUCUGUUUGCAUCCCACCGGGUUAAGAAAAAGAAGAAAAUGCACAUAGCUGACUACCUGGAGUCCGAGGCCGAGCUGUCGGGCAGCGACGAUGGCAGCGAUGAUGAGGAGGGCGACGGAGAGAGUGAGUACGAGGAAGAGGAGGCUCUUGAUGAGCUUCCCUCUGAUGAAGAACUGCAGGACCAGGUCAACAAAAUCCACAUGAAGCAGGUACUGGAUGACGAUAAGCGUCGUCUGAGGCUGUACCAGGAGCGCUACCUAGCUGAUGGCGACUUGCACUCCGAUGGCCCGGGACGAGCUCGACGCUUUCGCUGGAAGAACAUCGACGACAACUUCGACAUGAACAGGACUGGUGUAGAGGGUGAGGAAGAGGAGGAGGAAGACAUCGUGGACCAGACGGAGGUGCAGAGGAGGAAGGACAGACUGGAGAGAGAGCAGUGGCUCAGAGAGCAGUCGGAACUGAAAGCCAAGAAAGGCGAGGAUUUGGAUGCUGACGAUGAGAAGAUUGGAGAGGAAGACAGCCACUUCAUGAAGCUGGCCAAGAAACUCACUGCCAAGACACUGCAGAGGAAAGAGCCCCCUGUGGUCCCCCAGCCAGAGAAAAAGACUGCAGCUGUCAAUCCGUUCCAGAGACCCACACAGCCCUCACAGGUGAGGAGAGGUUCACUGCUGAGCCAGCCUCGCUCCGUCCUGCAGAAGCUGGCAAUGAUCUCAGAGGGGAACCCGCUUGCGCCCAGAAACAGCCGGGGCUUCCUCUUUCAAACACUGUCGCCUGAGAAGAGCGUCCCAACCUCUGACGCUCCUCAGAAACAAGUGAAGAGGAGGGGACCAGUGGAGGCUGUGAACCCGGCAGCCAAGAGGGCCUGCAGGGCGGGGAACAACCCCAGCGGACAGGCGACAGGCCCCCAGAGGAGCAUCUUCAGCUUCCUGGAGAACUGAGCAGGCAGAACAUGAAGUGAAUGAUAAUCAGCAGCAGCAGCGGGCUGGGAAACUUACCUCUGUGUUCCACCUGCAUGGAUUCCCGAGUUCACCAGCUGCUGUUUUACCAGCCAGCAAGACUUUUAAAACUGAAAGAGGGUCUCCCACUUGAUGGUUGUCAGAGAUCCUCACUUCUUUGUCCAGAAUUUAAGUUAAAGAGAAACACACACACAGAGGAUGGUUGUGUUUGUGUAUUUACCUUCGCUGACUUGAAACUAAAGGACACCUGUGAAGCAUCUUUUGGUGCUUUACCUGGUGAGCUUUUUUUUUUUUUCCACACACACGUAAACAUCCUCUCCAACGCUCCAACAUGUGUGUCGUUUCUCAGUCACAAUAAUCUGCAGUGCCCGUAAAGGCAUUCCGUCGCUUUGUACUUGACUCCGUUUGAAAUGUUUUAUCAUGUAAAUAGAAUUGAUUUGUUUUAAAUGGUUUGAAUAUUUUUUUUUUUAAUGAGGAUUUAAUUGUAUUUGUUUUACAUUGUAAAUAAAAGUGUAUUUUAAGA